AUGGCUGCCGUCUCCCCUGCCCUGCUGUGCCUUGGUGCCCUGGGCUGCCUGUGGGGCCCAACGGCUGCAUUUGUGGAAUUCCAGGGCCGUUACUUCAUCACGGCUUUCUUGGAGAAUGGAGGCGCUGAGAAGCCCGACUUCCGCCUGUACGUGUCGCCACCGCCCAAGGGGCCCCCGACAGCGGUGCAAGUGAGGGCGCACCCGGUGGGGGAACCGCCCUUUCGGCGCGCGCUGAACCUGCUGCCAGGCACUACCGCGUGGGUGCGCCUGCCCAGCGCUGUGGAGCUGCGGGGCUCGCGGCGGGCCGCGGGGGGCGCCGUGCGCUUAGCCGCGUCGCGACCGGUGGGCGUGACAGUGGUGAACGCGCGUGGGCGCACAUCCCUAGAUACGGCGCUAGCGCUUCCGCGCCGCCUGCUGGGUACUCGCUAUGUGGUGGUGACGCCGUCGCUGCAGCCCAGCGAUCGGCACAAGGAGUUUGCGGUGGUGGCCGGCGCUUGGCCCACGCGCCUGAGCCUCACGCCUCCGGUGCCCAUCCUGCUGGAUGGCGUCGAGCAUGCUGCCGGCCGGCCCCUCCUCGUGCACCUCGACCCGUUCCAGGCGCUGCAGGUGCAGAGCGCAGGCGACCUCUCGGGCACCCGCGUCGUGGCCACUCGUCCCGUCGCGCUGCUGGCUGGCCACAGUUGCCUGCAAGCGAGAGAUAAGGCCUGUGGCCACGUGUCCGAACAACUGCUGCCCCAGGAUUACUGGGGCCGCGUCUACGCGGUACCCCCGUUCGCGCCCGCGGCUCCCGGACCCAGAGACCGUGUGUACGUGGUGGCGGACAGCCUGGGCAGCCUGAGCUUCUGGGGGGGCGGCGUCAAAGGGGCGCGGGCUCUGCGCCUCGGAACCGUGCUGCACUUCGCGGUGGACCCAGUGCGCCCCCUGGUGCUGCGCUCCUCCGCCGGCCUGCAGGUGCUCUUCCUGGCUGCCGCUGCGGCCCGCGGGGGCGUCGCCUACGAUCCCUUCUUCGCUCUCCUGCCUGCGGUGGACGCGUUCAGCCGCAGCUUCGCGCUCACCGCGCAGCCCGGCUUUUCCAACGUGGCGGUGCUGCUGGCGCGCGAGCCCACCCCGGUGCUCCUUGAUCAGCAGCCGCUGCCCAACCUGCACUGGCGCCUAAUCCCCGGCGGCCCAGAGCAGCACUCUGGUGAAAGCCAAGCUCCCGCUCCGGGUUUCGUCUGGACCGAGGUGGCAUAUGGGCCUGAGCCCGGAGUGGUGCACUUCCUGGAAACUCCCGGGCCGCCGGUGGGCGUGCUUAGCUUCGGCACCGCCCCUGGCGCGGGCUUCGGGACCCAGGCCAUGCGGCAGCCAAGCGUGGAUAUUCUGACUGCGGAAGAUCCGAACCCUCCCGCAGAAUUCUAUCCCCUUCUAGAAUCUUCCCUGAUGAUGCCACUCCAGUUCCCAGGAUCCUGUAAGGACCAUGUAUGCUCCAGUGGAACCACAUGUUACCUCGUGAGGCACAAACCUGAGUGUGUGCCCGGCACCCUGGCCACCGAGAUCAUGUUCAGUCCCAAGCCAGUAUCUCUGAAGGACUCCAAAAUGGUGUCCAUCUCCAGGUCUAAAACCACAGCAGUGCCCAAACCAGGAUCAGAGAGCACACCUGAAGCAGAGCCAGGGCUUGUCUCCAUGGCCAUGAAUGAACUUCAGCCUCAAUCUUUGGCUUUGGUAAAACCAGAACUUGAACCUCUGGGUCUAAAAGAACCAUUUCCUGAAGCCCUGGUUGUGGCUGAACUAGCACCCGCACCUUUCCCCCUGCCCAUGCCCACAGCUGAACCAGAGUCCAAACCCAAGACAGAAACCAUCCCAGCAGCCAAGAUGGGGCUCAAGGUGGUGGCAGUGACUAAACCAGGCUCAGAGGCUUUCUGGCAAGAACUUGAAACUGUGUCUGAGUCCAAAAUGCCAUUGGAGGCCAAGCUGGAGACAGUGGACAUCUCCAGUAAGGGGCCGGGGGACAUCACAGGGGGUACCUGCUGGGUUUCUGGACUGCCAUACAUCUACACUUUUGACGGCUACUCUUUUCCUGUGCCUGGGGGCUGUACCUACAUGCUGAGCCAUUGCCCUCAGGCCCUACCCAGUGGCCUCCCUGCCUUCCAGCUGUGGAUCGCCACCUCUGGAGAGAGGCAGCCCAUGCGCUUUGUCACAAUGCGUAUCUUUGGUGUCACCAUCACUGCUGUCAAGCAUGAGUUCGGCUUUGUGCAGGUGGACCACCAGCGGCUCCGGCUGCCGGCGACGCUGCACGGAGGGAGGCUGCGGUUGCAUUUCCGCAGCUCAGAACUAUGGGCAGAGGCAGGUCUGAAGCAAGAGCCACCAGCGCUGCGCCUGGUGUACGACUGGCAGCACGCGCUCUCUCUGCAAGUGGCCAAGGGCUACCGGGCGCACGUGGUGGGCCUGUGCGGCAACUUCAACCAGGACCCGGUAGACGAUGUGGGCGGUCCGGACCUGCGUGCUUUCUUGCGCACUUGGGCCUUGCAGCCACCGGACGCCCCAUGCCACGCCCUCUGGGCUGCUCCCUGCGCCAAGCCAGCGUCCCCAGCCGAGACCCCAGGGCCCUGCGCCAUUCUGGCCGAUCUGAACGGGCCCUUUAGCCCCUGCCACGACGUGCUGCUGCCUGCGCCCUUCGAGAUCAGCUGCAGGGCUUGGAUCUGCCCCUUUCCCAACUACCGACCUGCGCUUUGCUUAACUCUCCAGGUCUACGCGCACGCGUGUCAGCGCCUGGGUGUCAGCAUCGACUCCUGGAGAUUCCAGACUGGCUGCCCCAUUGAGUGCCCCCAAAACAGCCACUAUGAGCCGUGUGGCUCCUCCUGCCCCGAGACGUGCAUGGGUCCGUUGGGAGUGUCGUGCCCGCUGCCCUGCGGGGAAACGUGCGCCUGUGACUCCGGCUAUGUUCACAGCGGUCCUGCCUGUGUCCUGCGACGCCGGGGACCUGGUGGCUGUGGCUGCACACACCAGGGACGUCUGCUGGGACCAGGCGAGACUUUAUGGGAGGGUGUGGGCUGCAUGCGCCACUGUGUCUGCCCAGCUUUAGGAGGGAGCGUGAUCUGCAUCCAGGGUGGUUGCAGGCCAGGCGAGCGCUGCAUUCUGUCCCGCGGCCUGCGCACCUGUGUGCCCCGGAGCCUGGCCACAUGCGUGGCAGCCGGCGGAGGUCACUACAUCACCUUCGAUGGGCGCCGUUUUCACUUCCCUGGCUCUUGCGUGUACCUGCUGAGCGGCCUUAGUUCUCCCGCACCUCAGGAGCUGGCAGACUUCCGUGUGCUCCUGGGCACCAGUCCUGAUGGAGUCCCAAGUAGCCUCGAAGUGCUUCUGUCUGGUUACCACCUGAAGCUGGACCCCAAGGAACCCGGUCAUGUCCUGGUGAAUGGAGACUGGCAGAAUCUACCAUUCCAGGCUCUGAGCAACAGUACCCUCAUCUUUCGCCAUGGCUGGGACACUGUGAUCAGCUGCCCCUUUGGCCUGCGCGUGACCUAUGCCCCUGGGAUCCGCGUGGUAGUGGAUCUUCCAGCAGCAUAUAUGGGCCAUGUGGCAGGGCUGUGUGCUGACUACAAUGGGGAUCCUGCGGAUGACCUCCAGGUGCCUGGAAUUGUGCUGGGCACCAACAUGCCUGAGGAUGCACUGGCUUGGGCCUUUGGCCAUAGCUACUUGGUGGGUUCCCCGACUGAGUGCCUGAAUGCUGCUGACAAGAGGCCGCUGCCGCCACCAUCCUGUGUCACCCUGCCAACCACCAGCACCCCAGCCCACUUUGCCCACAUCUGUGACAUCCUCUUGGACCCCCUGGGGCCCUUCCAGCUGUGCCAUGAGAUGCUGGCACCAGGCCCCUAUGUCCAAGAUUGCAUGGUGGAUGUAUGCCUGGGUAUUGGACCCUGCCCCAUGCUCAGCCUCUACUGUGAAACUUGCCAGCUGCUGGGCGGCCAAGUCUUCCCCUGGCGGAAUUCGAGUCUGUGCAGCCCGCUGUGCCCCGCACACUCGCACUACACGCUGUGCGCUCCGGAUUGCUCAGCCACUUGCGCGGGGCUGAAGACACCGCCUGGCUGCCACGGCCCUGGGCUCUGCCGCGAGGGCUGCGUGUGCGACGCGGGCUUUCUGCUGAGUGGCGCCGUCUGCGUGCCCCAGGCUCAGUGUGGCUGCCUGAGCGCCGGCCGCUACUUGGAACCCGGCGCCCCGCUGCCUCCCCCUCACCCCGCGACCAACCGCUGCUGCCGUUGCCACGCCGGCGGCCAGGUGGUCUGCAAACCCUGCCGCGCAGCCCGGGGCCGCCCAGGCGUCUGCCUCGCCUCAGACGGACUCCGCUUCCGCACCUUCGAUGGCACCACCUUCCACCUUCCAGACGCCUGCACCUAUUCGAUGGUGGGCACGGGCAUGGGCCGCCUUCGGGGUGUGUGGCCCUUCGAAGUGGUGCUGGAGAAAGACCCACGGAUGCCCGAGCUCCGCCGCGUGCUGCUCCGCGUGCAUGGUCACCGCUUCGACCUAGACUGGGAGGACUGGGGAAACAUCACGGUGGACGGCGUGCGGCGCUGCCUGCCCUUCGCGCUGACCAACGGCAGGGUGCGCACCUUCGCGCGGGGCGCCUCCGUGGUGCUCGCGGUGCGUGGGGGCCCGCGCCUGCUUUUCGGGCUCGGUGGCCACCUGAGCGUGGAGCUGCCUGCGGCCUACCGCGGCCUCACGCGCGGCCUCUGCGGCAACUUCAACAGCAAUGCGUCUGAUGACCUACAGCUGCGGCCCGGACCCUGCGGCGCGCCACAUCCCUGCCCGGGUUCGGGCUGUCCACCGGCCGCCGGGAACGCGGGCGCAGACCCAGCGUGGCGUGGCGCUUGCGGCCUCCUGCGCGAGCCCAGCGGCCCCCUGGCACCCUGCCACGCACUCCUGCCGCCGGAGCCCUUCUUCCAGGCCUGCGUGGCCGACAUGGGCCGCGCCCGCGGGAACCGCAAAGUGCUCUGUGCCUUCCUGCAAGCCUACGUGGCUGCCUGCCAGACGGCUGGGCCCUAG
Molecule: messenger RNA, 5016 nt
Organism: Enhydra lutris kenyoni (northern sea otter)
Lineage: Eukaryota; Metazoa; Chordata; Mammalia; Carnivora; Mustelidae
Product: IgGFc-binding protein-like
Exons: 9
Coding region: 1-5016 (1671 amino acids)
Source: RefSeq, a predicted model, not a curated record